GGGCCGUGUUGAAAACUGGAUGUGCGAUGUGCUCGAUGAGAUGCGGCGCUCGAAUAGAUACAUUUCCAAGAAAGCCAUCUACGACUUUGGAACUGAUCUAAAUAUAGCAAGAGCGGAUUGGCUUAUGAACUAUCAGGGCAUGGUCGGUUUGGCUGGGAGUCAAGUGUGGUGGACGGCAGAGGUUGAGGAAGCAUUCGACCAAGCACAGAAUCAUGGAAAUAUGCGUGCAAUGAAGGACUUUCUAGAAAAGCAGAAUUUUCAAAUAGAGGAGCUAGUAUUGAAAGUGCGUUCGAAUCUUACACGUAACGACCGUCUUAAGUUCAAAACUGUCACCACAGUCGAUGUUCAUGCUCGCGAUAUUAUUGAGCAAUUCGUGCGUGAUAAUAUACUUGAUGCCUCCGAAUUCAGUUGGGAAAGUCAAUUGCGUUUUUAUUGGUUAAAGUCUCUUGACAAUUUAUAUGUGAUACAAUGUUCUGGUCAAUUCGAAUAUGGUUACGAAUAUAUGGGCUUAAAUGGACGUCUAGUUAUAACACCUCUAACUGAUCGCAUUUAUUUGACUAUUACCCAAGCGUUGAUUAUGAAUUUAGGUGGUGCACCGGCUGGUCCAGCUGGUACUGGUAAAACUGAAACCACUAAGGAUUUGGCUAAAGCAAUGGCUUUACUGUGCGUUGUCACCAAUUGCGGUGAGGGCAUGGACUUCCGCGCUGUUGGUACCAUAUUCUCUGGCUUGAUUCAGUGCGGCGCGUGGGGCUGUUUCGAUGAGUUCAACCGAAUUGAUAUAUCAGUACUUAGUGUCAUUUCCACUCAGCUACAAACUAUACGUAGUGCAUUGGUGCGCAAAUUGGAACGAUUUGUUUUUGAAGGUGCAGAAAUUAAACUUGAUCGAAAAGUUGGCAUAUUUGUUACAAUGAAUCCCGGCUACGCUGGCAGAACUGAGUUGCCAGAAUCCGUUAAAGCACUUUUCCGUCCAGUAACUUGUAUUAAGCCGGAUUUGGAAUUGAUUUGCUUAAUAUCACUUUUUUCUGAUGGUUUUCUAACAGCAAAAGUUUUGGCUAAGAAAAUGACUGUGCUCUAUAAGCUGGCUGAGGAGCAAUUAUCCAAACAGUGCCAUUAUGAUUGGGGCUUACGUUCAUUAAACUCUGUACUACGUAUGGCGGGUGUGAUGAAACGUAAAUCGGAAGAGUUGCCCGAAGCUGUUGUACUUAUGCGUGUACUGCGUGAUAUGAACUUUCCAAAAUUUGUGUUUGAAGAUGUGCCAUUGUUUUUGGGUCUUAUUCGAUUAACUUCAACAGCCUGA
Messenger RNA from Teleopsis dalmanni, 1297 nucleotides. RefSeq names its product dynein heavy chain 10, axonemal-like. NCBI's taxonomy places the organism in Eukaryota, Metazoa, Arthropoda, Insecta, Diptera, Diopsidae. Gene Ontology annotation, molecular function: ATP binding. Bases 20 to 1297 code for a protein of 425 amino acids. The transcript has 5 exons. The record is from RefSeq and is a predicted model, not a curated record.